This is a messenger RNA of Triticum turgidum subsp. durum (durum wheat), 1758 nucleotides long. The record is from the annotation of a GenBank genome assembly. NCBI's taxonomy places the organism in Eukaryota, Viridiplantae, Streptophyta, Magnoliopsida, Poales, Poaceae.
AUGGGGCCGGCGGCGGGGGCUGUCAUCGAGAUCAUCUCGGACGACGAGAAGGAGGAUUCUUUUUCUGCCAAGCCGACCGCCGACGCGCUCGAUUGGGCCUCCAGCCUCCUGCUCGACGACCUCACUGGGUUGGGGGAGGGUUUAGACGACUCCGCCGUGAUACAGGAGCUCUUGUCCGCUCUCGAGGGUGAAAAGAAGGCUGCUGCUGAUGACGACGACGACGACUGCGUGAUCCUGGACAGUGACCCUGACAAGCCCCUAAUCGUUGUCAAGGAGGAGAAGCCUGGGAAAGAUGGGGCAGAAGAAGACUUGCAGGUUCUUUCAGAGAAAGGGGAGGUAGCAUGCAGGGAUUUCCCCCAUCCACGUCAUCUAUGUGCUAGAUUGCCUUUUGGAACUGGAUCUCAUGCAAAUCAUUGCACCAUGUGCCACUGUUAUGUUUGUGAUUCUCCUGCUCCAUGCCCCAUGUGGGGCAAAGGUACCUUGCCUACUGAUCAUUGUCAUGCUACGGAUAAGGAUGAAAAGUGGAAGAAACAGAGGCAAUCACUCAAACGCAAGAGCGUGCUGCCAUCUAAGCGUGAAGGUGUCAAGAAAAUGUCUCUCCCAAGCUCAACAACACCAUCCUCUCAGCAAUUUACAGGGCAUCAGGUAUCAGCUGCACAACCAUAUCCAUAUGCACCUUUGUGGACAACUGUAAACUAUCCUCUCAGCCAAAAUCAACAAAGGCGUCCAUCUGCUUUGGGGACAGGUGUAAACCAACCUGUCGCCGGAAGAGUUCCUGUUGCAAGUAAUGUCAGCCCAAAUCAACAAUUGCAUCCAUCUGCUUUGAGGGCAACCGUAAACCAACCUUCCACCGGAAGAGUUCCUGUUGCAAGUAAUGUCAGCAGAAAUCAACAAUUGCAUCCAUCUGCUUUGGGGACAAAUGUAAACAAACCUUCCACCGCAAGACUUCCUGUUGCAAGUAAUGCCAGCCAAAAUCAACAAAUGCAUCCAUCUGUUAUGGCUGCACAGAAUGCGUGGCGAACCACCCAUCUGCCAAAAGCAUCAGCUCCUGGGCCAAAAUUCUCAGGUAAAACAUCCAACAGGCCUGGGGCUGCUCCUACAGUCUAUACACCCUCAAAUGGGUACAUUUACCCUGCUCUUCGUAACAAUGCCCCAAUGCAUCCAGCAACCCCGCGUGCAGUUCAGACAGUACAAGCGGCACCCGGAAGCAGGGGACUGCCAGGAGGUAACCUUAUUCAGGGUUUCUCCACUCAGCGUUAUCUUGCUGCGCCGGUGCAGGUUCGGCCAAUGCCACAUCUCCAGGCUGCUUCCAAUGGAUCGUCUGGUACUGCUGGACAGCAGCUUCGUCAGUGCUCCACGCAAGUAGCUCAGGCAACACAAGGCGUGCAAGACGCAUCAGCUAUUCAGAAGUCAUGGCAGAUUGCACUUGCUAAUCUGGCCUCUGAUCUUGGUGUGUCUGACUACAAUGUCGAACGACCGCCUGUUCAACAGUCUGUCAGCACUCAGCCUCUGCAUCACAGCCAGCUACUUGCUCAACCAAAGGCAGUCCAGGCGCCUGAAACGCAUUGCAGCAGUAUUCCGGCGACAGCGGACACGAGGCCUUCUAAUGGUCUUCCCCAGCAGGAUAGCAAAUCUGCAGACGGUGCUGUUUCUAUGCAGAAAACACAAGCCUUGUGCAUACUGAAUUCCCAGAGCAGCCUUGCCUCAAAUGAAACUUCUCUGAAUAGCUUUGUAGCUAAACCUGCCAUGGAACAUUGA